Cryptococcus amylolentus CBS 6039 is the source of this 927-nucleotide messenger RNA. RefSeq lists its product as hypothetical. Gene Ontology annotation, molecular function: hydrolase activity, hydrolyzing O-glycosyl compounds. Gene Ontology annotation, biological process: carbohydrate metabolic process. The record is from RefSeq and is a predicted model, not a curated record. NCBI's taxonomy places the organism in Eukaryota, Fungi, Basidiomycota, Tremellomycetes, Tremellales, Cryptococcaceae. The coding region runs from base 1 to 927 and encodes 308 amino acids. The transcript has 12 exons.
AUGUUGACGCGUGUGUUACUUCUGUCGCUUGUCGUGGCUCUCUUCAGCUUUGUUCAAGCCGCGCAGUUCUCAAACCCUAUCCGCAACAGCGGUCCUGAUCCAUUCAUCGUGUAUGACGGCGUCACCAAAAAGUACUAUCUGAUGAGUACCACCGGGAAAGACUUGCGACUCGUCUCGUCCUCUACGCUCGGAGGCCUCAAGGAUGGUACAAACACUCAGGUCUACACUAGCGACGCCGAGCAGAAAAGCGGCAAAGUCUGGGCUGGCGGCAAGUCUUCAUCUUUCCCGAACCCUAGCCUCCCCCUUGACAAGUACCCCGGCCCGCCUGUCAAGCUAUCCGACUACUUCGGUAUCGACGGCACAGUCCUCAAGUACUCCGGUAAAAACUAUUUUGUUUGGUCCUGCCACACCGAUAACCCCUCCGCCGACUCACUCUGCAUCUGUCCCCUCACAAACCCCACCACCCUUGACUGGGCACACACUGGCGUCAUCUCCUAUCCCAGGGCAGACUGGGAGAAGCAGGGUGGUGCUUCAAUCAAUGAGGGGCCGUCGGCCCUGUAUUGGGGUGGGCAGACGUAUUUGACUUUUUCGGCGAGUCAUUGUAAGACUGCCUCGUAUAGUCUCGGACUUCUCCAUCUCACCGGUAGUGACCCUCUCGACUUCAACUCGUGGACCAAGACAGAAGGGCCAGUGUUCCAGUCUGGUAACGGCGAGUACGGCCCCGGCCACAACGCCAUCUUCACCUCCCCCGAUGGAAAGGAACUCUGGAACGUCUACCACGCUGUCACCAACUCGGCUGGUUCUUGUGGCACUGAUCGCCAAACGUUUGCUCAACCCGUCGACCUCUCCCAGUUCUCCGCUAAGGGACCUCUUUUCGGCACUCCUCUCAAGAAAGGACAAGUCAUCAAUGGACCGUCCGGCGAGUAG